Messenger RNA from Dama dama (fallow deer), 3111 nucleotides. RefSeq names its product FA core complex associated protein 100 (gene FAAP100). The transcript is spliced from 10 exons. The record is from RefSeq and is a predicted model, not a curated record. Gene Ontology annotation, biological process: interstrand cross-link repair. Gene Ontology annotation, cellular component: Fanconi anaemia nuclear complex; nucleoplasm. Bases 63 to 2699 code for a protein of 878 amino acids. Lineage: Eukaryota; Metazoa; Chordata; Mammalia; Artiodactyla; Cervidae.
CCCGGCUCCCGCGCCGCGAGGCCGAGCCCCCGCCGGUGGCCGGGCUCCAAGGCGAUCCCACGAUGGCCGGCCCGAGGCCGCGGGUCGAAUACCUGGCGGGCUUCUGCUGCCCGCUCGGGGGCCUGGCGGCGGGCAAGCCUCGCGUGCUGUGCCACGGGGCGGAGAUCUUCCUGUCCACUGGGAGCGAGCUGGUCUAUGUCUACGACCAGGAGGGGCGGCUGCUGAUCGCCGUGUACAAGUUUCCCGGUCAGGUGUGGCACCUGGAGCUCCUGGCCCUUCGCAAGGUGCUCUAUGUCCUGUGCGCCCGGAGCGGCAUCUAUUGCUUGUCUUUGGACCAGACGACCAGGUCUGUGACCCAAGACGAGGACGGCGGGGAUGACCAGGACAGUGAGGAUGGGCAGGUCAGUGAGCCCCCCGUCCCUGUGAUCCCUGUGGACCCAGAUUCCUGUGUGCUCCCGGACACCUCGCUGCAUGCCUUCACCGUCCUUGAUGACGCGCUCGUCACCUUGGCGCUGGGCCCCACCCAGUGGAAGAUGCAGCUGUUUGAGCGUCCCUCUCCAGGGGACGACCCCAGGCCUGGAGGCCAGAUUGGUGAGGUGGAGUUGUCCACCUGCACCCCCCCAGCUGAGAGCCAGGGGGAGUCCGCAGCCCCCCGCUUCCUCCCAGUGCUGUGCUGUGCAUCACCACCAGGCUCCAGGACCCCACUCGGCCACUCCUGGAGCUCUGGGGGUGUGACGCUGGAGGGGGCCCUCUUUGGGCUCCUCUUUGGCGCCGACGCCGCCCUCCUGGAGUCACCCGUGGUCCUCUGUGGGCUGCCCGACGGCCAGCUCUGCUGUGUGAUCGUCAAGACCUUGGUCACCUCCACGUCAGCCCCGGGUGACCCGAAGGCCCUUGUCAAGAUCCUCCAUCACCUGGAGGAGCCUGUCGUCUUCAUUGGCGCCUUGAGGACAGAGCCGCUGGCCGAGGAUGUGGAAGACGUACACUGCGACUGCCUGGUGGCCCUCGGGCACCACGGCCGGACGCUGGCCAUCAAGGCCAGCUGGGACGAGGCAGGGCACCUGGUGCCUGAGCUGCGGGAGUACAGCGUCCCGGGGCCCGUGCUCUGUGCGGCCUGCGACAGGAGUAGCCGCGUGUACCACAGCACCUCCGCGGGCCUCCGUGUAGUCGACCUGGCUCAAGAGGGUUCCCCCUUGGACCCCACGGAGCAUGACGGGGCCCCAGGAAGCCUGCCUGCUCUACUGUAUCCGGACAGCUUGGGUGUCUGCAGCCUCGCCACCCUCUGUGUGUCAUCCAGCACGCCUGAAGGAGGUGCCGAGCUCCUGGCCCUGUCUGCCAAAGGCCGGCUGAUGAUCUGCCACCUGGACCCACACGAUGAGGCACCUCAGCCCUCCAGAGUGACCUCAGCAAAGGCUGGCCAGAAAAUUAAGCAGUUGUUGUCUGGAAUUGGCACUGUGUCUGAGAGAGUGUCUUCUCUGAAGAAGGCAGUUGACCAGCGGGACAAGGCCCUGACCUGCCUCAACGAAGUCAUGAAUGUGAGCUGCGCCCUGCUCUCGAGCCGGGAGGGUCCGCGGCCCAUCUCCUGCACCAUCAGCACCGCCUGGAGCCGCCUGCAGCUGCAGGACGUGCUGAUGGCCACCUGCCUGCUGGAGAACAGCAGCAGCUUCAGCCUGGACCGGGGCUGGGCCCUAUGCGUUCAGGUGCUCCGCAGCUCCCGGGCCUUAGACCUGGACUCGGCCGGCUCAGCCAUCACCUACACCAUCCCCGUGGACCAGCUCGGCCCCGGCGGUCGGCGCGAGGUGACACUGCCCCUGGGCCCCGGCGAGGACGGUGCCCUCGACCUGCCCGUGACCGUGUCCUGCGCACUCUUCUACAGCCUCCGGGAGGUCGUGGGCAGGGCCCUCGCGCCCCGGGACCCUUUCAAGGACCCCCCUUCGGCUGAGUGCACCCCCGUCGUCCUGCCCGAGCAGGACGGUGUGUGCCUGCCCCUGAGCGAGCACACAGUGGACAUGCUGCAGGGCCUGCGCUUCCCCAGCCUGGGCGUGCCCCACACGGAGGCCCUGGGCCCUGCCAAGGACCCCAUCCACACCUUCCUGGGAACUUGCCGCGUGCCGGGCAGCCAGCCGGCAGGACCCGAGUCCCUGCGGGCCAAGUACCUGCCCCCGUCAGUGGCCACCAUCAAGGUGUCGGCAGAGCUGCUCAGGGCCGCCUUAGGGGACAGUCACGCAGGUGUGUCCCUGGGCUGUGCCACCCUGCAGUGGCUCCUCACCGAGAAUGCUGCCGCAGACAUCGUGAAGGCCCAGGUGCUGUCCUCUGUCCAGGGAGUGGCCCCCGAUGGCACCGAUGUCCACCUCAUCAUCCGAGAGGUGACCGUCACUGACCUGUGCCCAGCGGGCCCCAUCCAGGCCAUGGAGAUCCAGGUGGAGAGCUCCUCUCUAGCCAACAUGUGCAGGGCACACCACGCCAUUGUCAGGCGUUUGCAGAGGCUGGUGGUGGAGCAGGCUGCCCGGGGCUCCAGCCCGCCUGAUCUCCGCCUGCAGUAUCUCCACCAGAUGCAGGCCAACCAUGAGACGCUGCUGCGGGAGGUGCAGAUGCUGCGGGACCGGCUGUGCACGGAGGACGAAGCCAGCUCCUGCGCCACUGCCCAGAGGCUGCUGCAGGUGUACCGGCGGCUCCGCAGCCCCAGCCUCCUCCUGCUGUGACUCCAGCUGCCACGGCCUCUGCACUCAACCUCCACGCCUCUGGGCCGCCGCCCACCCAGAACGUCGGGGCUGGAUCAUCGACGUCGCUCCACUCAGAAGUCGGGCCUGGCCGUGGGGUCUAGGCUCCAGAGCAGGGUCGCUGCUGCCCUCGCAGCGUGCUGGGGCCCCAGAGAUGGGGCUUCGGGGUUGAGACUCGGGCAGGUGCAUUUCAGCGGUUGUCUGGUUCCCACCACGGUGCCCAAAGCCGGGGGCUGCCCCUCUUAGCAGCACCACUCGCCUUCCCAUAGACCUCUUGUCCAGACCUCUCUCCGCACCUGCACAGCUGUCCCGCUCUGGGGGCCUUGGUUCUGCUUCUCUGCAGUUACUGGGGUCACCAGGUGGGAGGGUGCUCCCUGUGACCAAAGCACAAAGA